Molecule: messenger RNA, 435 nt
Organism: Encephalitozoon intestinalis ATCC 50506
Lineage: Eukaryota; Fungi; Microsporidia; Unikaryonidae
Product: mRNA splicing protein YJU2
Exons: 1
Coding region: 1-435 (144 amino acids)
Biological process (GO): mRNA splicing, via spliceosome
Source: RefSeq, a predicted model, not a curated record
AUGAAGAGUGCUCUAAACAAGAAGAAAAGCUCCAAGCCAAAAGGACUGCCCACAAGAUUGGCAACGCCAUUCACGAUCAAGUGUCUAUCGUGUGGUGCCUACAUAUACAAAAAUAAAAGACACAAUGCCACAAGGGAAAUAGCAUUGGGAAAGGACUACUUGGGGGUAGAAAGCCAUCGCUUCCACAUAAAAUGCACUGGAUGCAGUAAGAUAUUAAGCAUUAAAACCGAUCCAAAGAAUGGGGUGUAUAUCACCGAAGAUGGUUGUGUAAAAGUAGAGGAGGAGCCCGGCAUCCAAGAAGAAGCAGAAGAUACAUCCAUGAAGUUAAAGAAGGAAUCAGCCAUGAAAGAUGAAAUAAAUAGGCUCCGAAUGCAGGCGAACCAUGUCAACUCAUCGACUUCAGCUUUUGGUUCUAAAGACAAGCUGGAAAAAUAA